This is a messenger RNA of Camponotus floridanus (Florida carpenter ant), 1669 nucleotides long. RefSeq lists its product as uncharacterized. The transcript has 6 exons. NCBI's taxonomy places the organism in Eukaryota, Metazoa, Arthropoda, Insecta, Hymenoptera, Formicidae. The coding region runs from base 356 to 1330 and encodes 324 amino acids. The record is from RefSeq and is a predicted model, not a curated record.
CUCGUCAGUUGCAAGUCAGGAACUAUCGCGGCCGCGUGGUCGCCCGCCUUGCUAUUCGUCCCGUUCUCCUGCCGAUCUCGAGCGUGCCGAUCGGUCGAUCGAUCGCGGAAGUAUAAGAGCACGGUGAUCUUUCGCGAUUGAAUCGCGAUUUCGUGAUUUUCCGAUGUUAUCCCGCGAAGCGACAGGUUCCCGCUCGCGCGACUAGAUCGUUUUUUUUUUUUUUUUAAUUCAUGGGAAACCGCGGAAACGGAAACGCCGUGGCACCACCGAUCGACGAACGGAACGUGUAUAUGUAGACGAGAAGCGGGACGUGCGCGUGGGUAUAGUGUGACACGUAAGAUUUCUCACAGGCAGAAUGGAUAAAGACUUUCGCCGGGAUUACAGAAAAAUGCAAUGUGCUCUGCUUCACCUGCUGCUGAUAGUAGGGGGUGCAACAGGUUUAAAAGAUCUGACGAUAAAUGUGCCGGCUGUGGUCAGAUCAGGCGAUACCGUAACGCUGUCAUGUCAUUACGACUUGGAGGGAUCAUCUUUGUACACUAUACAAUGGUUCUUCAAUACCGUUGAAUUUUAUAGCUACAUACCCGAGCGCAAUCCACCGCUUAAAAUUUUCGACGUAGAAGUCGACAUACAAGUUAACGAUUCCAAAUCGAACACGCACGAUGUGACAUUGAUGAACGUGUCCAGGCAACUUACCGGGACGUACAAGUGCGAGGUGUCCGCUGGCAGUCCUUCCUACCACACUUUGAUAGCAAGGGCCAAAAUGGAAGUAAUCGACGCCCCAAAAACGGAUCCUACGAUUCGUACCGAGAAGGACCGCAUAGCGGUGCGCGAGACGCUGCGAGUCAACUGCUCCUCAGGCGACUCCCGACCAGCCCCCACUAUUACAUGGAAGCUCAACGGGGACCCUAUCACGGAGGACAAUAAUAAAACGCAAUACAUAAUAAGACACUGCCAUUCUCACAAUAACGAUUCACAAUCUACAAAAUCGAUAAUGGAAUUUGAAGUGAAGGAGAACAUGUUUCGCAAUGGAAGCUUACAUCUACGUUGCACGGCCUCCAUCUCGGACGUUUAUCGCAAAUCGACGGACAUCGUAAUCACCGAGGACAAACCGCAUCUCGCACCUAUCACCGGUGUAAAAUCAUCACCAUACGGUGGAGUGAACGGAUGCGCCGGACAGAAUUGGCCCUGGAAUGGUAACCGUGGCACGGCGAUAAUAAUGGCCGUCGCGGCGGCUACCCUGUUCCUGAUGAUGACGUCGACGCUGACGAUGACGGUUCCCCGUAACAUAACGAAUGUACCGGCGAGGAACGAGCCCACGGUUAGCAGGUAGCUCGCCCUUCAUGAAGAUAUCACUGCCACUGUCUGAUCUGAUUACAUCGUCCAUGUAAAACCUAGUAGUCUAGGGCUUCCAGUUAUGUAUGUUACUAUGUAUAGAAUAGAUAGUGGAAUAACGAUGAUUUUUAUUCUCUCGAGGAGCCUAAACGCGGAGAAGAUUGGCGUAACGCUAGCGAAUCGAUCGCAAGACUAUCCAUAACUCGUAUACUGUUACUUUUGAACGUGUUGUCUUUCGAUGUAAAUUGUUGAUCGCUCUACUAACGAAAAGAGGGAAAUAAAUGACGGAUAAAGAAACGUUCGCGUGUCGAGACACAGACAGAAAAAACGGCUAUCC